CGUCCUCCUCGCAGCCGCCGCCCCAGCCGCCGCCGCCGCAGCACUCGCCGGCCCUGUACUACGCCAGCUCCACGCUGCCGGCGCAGAGAGUGAGCUCGCCGCUGUCCAUGCAGCAGGUGGGCUCGCCGACCAAGCUCCAGCGCGCCGGCUCGGCCUCGGAGAGCGCCAGCAGCGCCGCCGCCGGCUACGGCACCGCGCAGCGCGUCUCCUCGCCCAAGCAGUCGCCCAGCCGCCUGGCCAAGUCCUACAGCACCAGCUCGCCCAUCAACAUCGUCGUCUCCUCGGCCGGCCUCUCGCCCUCGCCGAUCCGGGUCACCUCCCCGCCCACCGUCCAGUCCACGCUCUCCUCCUCGCCCAUCCACCAGCUGAGCUCCACCAUCGGCACCUACGCCACGCUCUCGCCCACCAAGCGCCUGGUCCACCCCGCCGAGCAGUACGGCAAGCACUCCCAGGAGCUCUACGCCACCGCCACCCUCCAGAGGCCGGGCAGCCUCGCAGCUGGAUCCCGGGCGUCCUACACCAGCCAGCACAGCCACCUUGGCUCUGAGCUGAGGGCGCUGCAGUCCCCUGAGCACCACAUAGAUCCUAUUUACGAAGACAGAGUCUAUCAGAAGCCCCCUAUGAGGAGUCUCAGCCAGAGUCAGGGAGACCCUCUUCAACCAGCACAUACAGGCACCUACCGUACUAGCACAGCCCCAUCUUCCCCUGGUGUCGACUCCGUACCCUUACAGCGCACAGGCAGUCAACACGGCACACAGAACGCAACAGCGACCUUCCAGAGGGCCAGCUAUGCAGCAGGCCCAGGCGCCAAUUACGCAGACCCCUACCGACAGCUGCAGUAUUGUCCUUCUGUUGAAUCACCAUACAGCAAAUCUGGACCAGCCAUCCCACCUGAGGGAACCUUGGCUAGGUCACCUUCCAUUGAUAGCAUUCAGAAAGAUCCAAGAGAGUUUGGGUGGAGAGAUCCAGAACUUCCAGAGGUUAUACAGAUGUUACAGCAUCAGUUCCCCUCAGUGCAGUCCAAUGCUGCUGCCUACUUACAGCAUCUUUGUUUCGGAGACAAUAAAAUAAAAGCUGAGAUAAGAAGACAAGGAGGAAUACAAUUAUUGGUGGACCUACUAGACCAUCGAAUGACAGAAGUCCACCGUAGUGCCUGUGGAGCUCUGAGGAAUUUGGUUUACGGGAAAGCAAACGAUGACAACAAAAUUGCUUUGAAAAACUGUGGGGGUAUUCCAGCAUUAGUACGAUUACUCCGCAAGACGACAGAUUUGGAAAUCAGAGAACUAGUCACAGGCGUUCUUUGGAAUCUGUCCUCUUGCGAUGCGCUAAAAAUGCCAAUUAUCCAGGAUGCCCUCGCAGUGUUGACCAAUGCAGUGAUCAUUCCCCAUUCAGGAUGGGAGAACUCCCCUCUCCAAGAUGACCACAAAAUUCAGCUUCAUUCAUCACAGGUGCUGCGCAAUGCCACUGGGUGCCUAAGGAAUGUCAGCUCUGCUGGAGAAGAGGCCCGCAGAAGAAUGAGAGAGUGUGAUGGACUUACUGAUGCGUUGCUGUACGUGAUUCAGUCUGCUCUAGGAAGCAGUGAAAUUGAUAGCAAGACCGUUGAAAACUGUGUGUGCAUUUUAAGGAACCUCUCAUACCGGCUCGCUGCAGAAACAUCUCAGGGACAGCAAAUGGGGACUGACGAACUCGACGGUUUACUUUGUGGGGAUGCCAACGGAAAAGACGCGGAAAGUUCUGGAUGCUGGGGCAAGAAGAAGAAGAAAAAGAAAUCUCAAGAUCAGUGGGAUGGAGUAGGACCUCUCCCAGACUGUGCAGAGCCACCAAAAGGAAUCCAGAUGCUGUGGCACCCAUCCAUAGUCAAACCCUACCUCACACUCCUCUCUGAGUGCUCAAAUCCAGAUACAUUGGAAGGGGCAGCAGGUGCGCUACAGAAUCUGGCGGCAGGCAGCUGGAAGUGGUCAAUAUACAUCCGCGCUGCCGUCCGGAAAGAAAAAGGCCUGCCAAUACUGGUGGAGCUGCUUCGAAUAGACAAUGACCGGGUAGUAUGUGCGGUUGCAACAGCUUUACGGAAUAUGGCCUUAGAUGUUCGAAAUAAAGAGCUAAUAGGCAAAUAUGCCAUGCGGGACCUGGUUCACCGACUUCCUGGAGGUAACAACAGUAACAGUUCAACCAGUAAGGCCAUGUCCGAUGAUACCGUUACUGCCAUUUGUUGCACUUUGCAUGAAGUCAUCACAAAGAACAUGGAGAACGCCAAGGCCUUACGGGACGCAGGAGGAAUUGAGAAGCUCGUUGGCAUUUCCAAGAGUAAAGGAGACAAGCACUCGCCCAAAGUAGUGAAGGCAGCAUCUCAGGUCUUAAAUAGCAUGUGGCAGUACAGAGACCUGAGAAGUCUCUACAAAAAGCGGGCGGCCCCAGACUUCAGAGUGGCUGAGGACAGAGGAUUUUCACCUACCCAUCAUUCUGAAUCAUGGCAUGCUCAGCAAACCCUCUCCCAGAACCAAGAAUCCAGAAUCUAUUCCCCAACCCAGGAUGGAUGGUCACAGUAUCACUUUGUAGCCUCAUCUUCAACAAUAGAGAGGGAUCGGCAAAGACCGUACUCUUCGUCACGCACACCCUCCAUCUCUCCAGUGCGCAUGUCUCCCAACAAUCGUUCAGCAAGUGCCCCAGCCUCACCUCGGGAAAUGAUGACUUUAAAAGAAAGAAAAACAGACUAUGAAUCAACUGGAACAAAUGCUACUUACCAUGGAAAUAAAGGAGAACACACUUCUCGGAAAGACACAAUGACAGCUCAGAAUGCAGCAAUCUCUACUUUGUAUAGAAAUUCUUAUGGCGCACCUGCUGAAGAUAUUAAACAUAACCAGGUUUCAACACAGCCAGUUCCACAGGAGCCCAGUAGGAAGGAAUAUGAUGCAUAUCAGCCAUUUCAGAAUUCAACGAGAAACUACGACGAGUCCUUCUUCGAAGACCAAGUACAUCAUCGCCCACCUCCAAGCGAAUACAAUAUGCACCUGGGACUCAAGUCCACCGGCAACUACGUCGACUUCUAUUCAGCCGCGCGACCCUACAGUGAACUCAAUUAUGAAACAAGCCACUAUCCAGCAUCUCCAGAUUCCUGGGUCUGAGAUUUGGGCAAGAUUUAACACGAAACAAAAAAGAGGCUCCGGGGACUGUGCAUGUGCAUGCAAUCCACAAGACAUUCUUUUCCUGCAAAUUUAGUUUGUUCAAGCCUGUUCCAUAGGAAGGCCUGGGUAACCAGUUUGGAAAAAUUUAAGAUACUUGUAGAUGGCUAAAAAGAACUGGGAGUUAAGCACCAGGGGGUCAUUAGAAAGGGGGGCAUUGUAUAUCUAUUUCUGUAUCUAUAUAGUCCUGUCUCUCUAUAUAUAGAUAUAGAAAUAUAUUGUGUGAGGGGCCAGCUUUACAGUUGACCUUGUAUGUAGAGUUUAAAAACUAAAAUAGUGCUGUACAUUGAAUGUGGCAGAAGAGAGUAGGAGAGAAGGGAUAGACAGCGGAAGUGGGUCCAGAGUUAAGCACAAGAAAACGAGCAGUUUACACACCUUAAGGGGGGACAGCUUCUCACACUUUGUUUACUCUCCUCAUCCAUUGUGAAUUUAGGCUUCCAGUUGCAUUUGGGAUUUCCUCUGUACAGCAAGCUGUUUCUUGCCUUUUGUUAAUGCAUUGUUGUAAAGUAUUUGAUGUACAUUACAGAUUUAAAAAGAGAGAGAGAGAGUGAGAGAAGUGCAUUGUGUAUAUUACACCAAUGCCACAGUGUUUCUUCAUCUAUGGUUCUAAAUAUUGCUUCAAUUUCCAAACUUUGAAAUAUGUAUGAAUUUCCAGAGGGGAGGGGAAAGGGGUUGUUUUUUAUUUCUUUUUUUCUUUCUUUUUUUUUCUUUUCCCCAGUGCGUUUUAACAAGAGAAAACAAAAAACAGAAUAUUUAGCAGUAUUGUUCGUUCUGAUAUGUGAAUUUGUUUGUGGCAACUAAAAGAAAAGGCAUUCAGCAGUUUCUGACAAUUAACAUUCAUCAUUCCACACUCCUUGUCGAUGAAGUGCUUUUUCACUGCCUAAAAUUUUAGAUGUAGAUAUUUGAAAUAGAUUUUUUCAUUUAUACCAGUUUUCUUUAUGAUGAUACAGUGUUAAAAGAAAAUAAAUUACAAUUGAUCUGUCA
This is a messenger RNA of Eublepharis macularius, 4163 nucleotides long. It is a transcript of the gene CTNND2, whose product is annotated as catenin delta 2. NCBI's taxonomy places the organism in Eukaryota, Metazoa, Chordata, Lepidosauria, Squamata, Eublepharidae. Gene Ontology annotation, molecular function: cadherin binding. Bases 108 to 3122 code for a protein of 1004 amino acids. Gene Ontology annotation, biological process: cell-cell junction assembly; cell-cell adhesion; dendritic spine morphogenesis. Gene Ontology annotation, cellular component: adherens junction; plasma membrane; postsynaptic density. The transcript is spliced from 17 exons. The record is from RefSeq and is a predicted model, not a curated record.